Messenger RNA from Laetiporus sulphureus 93-53, 531 nucleotides. RefSeq lists its product as uncharacterized. Lineage: Eukaryota; Fungi; Basidiomycota; Agaricomycetes; Polyporales; Laetiporaceae. The record is from RefSeq and is a predicted model, not a curated record. Gene Ontology annotation, biological process: post-translational protein targeting to endoplasmic reticulum membrane. The transcript has 2 exons. Bases 1 to 531 code for a protein of 176 amino acids. Gene Ontology annotation, cellular component: TRC complex.
AUGUCGUUCGUUCCCAUCCGUGCCCCACCAAGCGCUCUCCAAGGCAUCGCCGCGGAGGAGGCGCGUUGCAUCUUCAGUCGCUUCACAGCUGACACCGCCUGGACGUUAGGCUGUAUGCUGCGCGAUCGCCUGCGGCGUGCAUCGCCCAAGCCAGCAGUCAUCAACAUCACGCUUGCCAACAGCGACCAGCUCCUCUUUCACGCAGCGACGGGGCCGGGUACUGGCCCGGACAACGACACCUGGGUCGCGCGCAAGCGCCGUGCCGUCCUUCGCUGGGGCGCGAGCACCUGGGCGCUGCACAACAAGUACGGGGGCGACGAAGUGCUGUUUGCAUCAAAGUUCCAACUGGGUGCGCGAGGAGGAGAAUAUGCCAUCCACGGCGGCGGAUUCCCGGUGCGCGUGAAGGGCGUGGAGGGUGUGAUUGGUGUGAUUGUGGUGAGCGGGCUGACGAUGCAGGAGGACCAUGAAGUGAUCGUGGAGGUGAUUGAGGACUACUUGCAGAAGGUUAAGAGUGGAGAGAUUCAGGACUGA